Messenger RNA from Passer montanus (Eurasian tree sparrow), 2186 nucleotides. It is a transcript of the gene KCNG2, whose product is annotated as potassium voltage-gated channel modifier subfamily G member 2. NCBI's taxonomy places the organism in Eukaryota, Metazoa, Chordata, Aves, Passeriformes, Passeridae. The record is from RefSeq and is a predicted model, not a curated record. The transcript is spliced from 3 exons. Gene Ontology annotation, biological process: protein homooligomerization; potassium ion transmembrane transport. Gene Ontology annotation, molecular function: voltage-gated potassium channel activity; protein binding. The coding region runs from base 558 to 2108 and encodes 516 amino acids. Gene Ontology annotation, cellular component: voltage-gated potassium channel complex; membrane.
GUGCUUUAGGUUUGCCCGGUGGAGCGGCAUCCUGCGGCGGUGUACAUGCGGUGUACGAGAGGGCAGAGCCUGACAGGCACUCACCGGCAUCCAAAGACUCAACCUUCCCCCGAGCGCCCGCUCGCAGAUCGGAGACAUCAAGCAGGGCAAUGAUGUCUCCGCCCGACCGUCCGUGAACGCCGCUCUCCGCUUUUCCCCCCGCUGGAUCCUGGCAGCCCCGGCACACACGAACCCCGCCAGCGCUCGGGACAGGGUCCGAGCUGAGCCGCGCUCUGCCGGGGCACCGUCCCCGCGGGCCGCGGACUGCCGGCACCGCUGCCGGCUCCGGCUGUGCCGGGCUGGGGGGAAACUCGGGGAAAGGGCUCUCCCCGCCUUGGGAAGCGCCUGGCACGCCCCGCGGACAGCGCUCACCUGCCGGCUGCACGGAGCCACCCGCGGGCUCGGAGCGGAGCGGGAAACUCAGCCGGGACCGCAGCGCGGCCAGCACAGAUAGACUUUCUGGUCAAGCUCCAGAUGCUUUUGCUUGAGUAGCCUCAACCUCCCUAUGGACUCAACAGAUGUACCACGAAAUGGCAUUGCUCACUGGGAAUGCAGAUCCUGACUUCAGCUCCCGCUCCUUCAACAACUUGGAAAACCUGUGUGAAGUACAAACCAAGAAAGGAUUCUUCUACAAAAAGGCCAAACUCCUGCAUCCUGGAGAAGACCUGUGCUGCUUAGCUCGCUUGGAUGACCGGUCCAGGUUUGUGAUCAUCAAUGUAGGUGGUAUUAAGUACAAAAUUCCCUGGACCACCUUGGAGAACUGCCCCUUGACCAGGCUUGGGAAGCUAAAAUCUUGCAACAAUUAUGAUGAGAUCAUGGACAUCUGCGAUGAUUAUGAUGUUAGCUGCAAUGAAUUUUUUUUUGACCGUAAUCCUAGUGCCUUCAGAACGAUCAUGACAUUCCUGACAGCUGGGAAGCUGAGGCUUCUCAGGGAGAUGUGUGCUCUUUCGUUCCAGGAGGAGCUUGUGUACUGGGGGAUAGAAGAGGACCACCUGGAGUGGUGCUGUAAAAAGAGAUUGCGACAGAAAGAGGAAGAGGCAGCUGAGGCCAGGCUGUUUGAAAGGGAGAUGGUGUUCAAUGAAGCUACGCAAUGUGCCUUCCGGGACAGCAGCCGACUGAGUCUGUGCAUGCGAAAGCUCAGGGACAUGGUGGAGAACCCCCACUCAGGGAUCCCAGGCAAGAUCUUUGCUUGUAUUUCAAUCUCUUUUGUUGCCAUCACUGCUGUCAGCCUCUGCAUCAGCACCAUGCCAGAUGUCAGGGAAGAAGAGGAUCGGGGUGAAUGCUCACGAAAGUGCUAUGACAUCUUUGUGCUGGAGACGGUGUGCGUGGCGUGGUUUUCCUUUGAGUUCCUGCUGCGAUCCAUCCAGGCAGAAAACAAGUGUGCUUUCCUGAAAACCCCGCUCAACAUCAUCGACAUCCUGGCCAUUCUGCCUUUCUACAUCUCUCUCAUUGUGGAUGUGGUUUCCACAAAGAACAGCAGCAAGCCUGGCGGGGGAGCUGGGAACAAGUACCUGGAGCGCGUGGGGCUGGUGCUGCGCUUCCUGCGGGCGCUGCGCAUCCUGUACGUGAUGCGGCUGGCGCGGCACUCGCUGGGGCUGCAGACGCUGGGGCUCACCGUGCGCCGCUGCACCCGCGAGUUCGGGCUGCUCCUGCUCUUCCUCUGCGUCGCCAUGGCCCUCUUCUCGCCGCUGGUGUACUUGGCUGAGAGCGAACUGGGAGCCAAGCAAGAGUUCACCAGUGUCCCCAGCAGUUACUGGUGGGCCGUGAUCUCCAUGACAACUGUUGGCUACGGGGACAUGGUGCCUCGUAGCAUCCCCGGACAGGUGGUAGCCCUGAGCAGCAUCUUGAGUGGGAUUUUGCUGAUGGCUUUCCCAGUCACAUCCAUCUUUCAUACCUUUUCCCGUUCCUACAGUGAGCUGAAGGAGCAGCAGCAGCGAGUGGCCAGCAGGCAGGUGCGCCAGCGGCGAGAGAACACUGAGCUCCUGGGAGGUGACAGUACAAGGGGGCUCAGUGCCACAUUCCCACCAAGUGCUGGUGAGCAGGAGGGUCUGAUCUUGGUGGACCAGUAAGCCAAGAGAAGUUCCUGACCCUGAACAGCUGAGGACAUACGUUGGCAGCCCAAGAAGCAGUGGACAAGGGAGGUCAGU